Molecule: messenger RNA, 1685 nt
Organism: Protopterus annectens (West African lungfish)
Lineage: Eukaryota; Metazoa; Chordata; Ceratodontiformes; Protopteridae
Gene: LRRC10
Product: leucine rich repeat containing 10
Exons: 1
Coding region: 261-1103 (280 amino acids)
Molecular function (GO): protein binding
Source: RefSeq, a predicted model, not a curated record
ACAAAGUAUUCUGUGCAAUGGAAAAGACAGGUCUGAUUUACAAGGUCACAACUGCGCAUUUGUAUCAUCCAGCACUCCAUUAUCAGCAAUUUCUCACUGGCCUUUGUGAUUUCCAAUGCUUGACAUGUAAAUAAAGCAACAGAACAGACUGAAAACUGCAUAUGAGUUAUGUUUCCAGUUUGUGCUGAGCUCAGAAAAUUCCCAAUUGAUCUGUUGUUUGAAAAUACUUUAAAUGCAGAAAAAAUAUCCAGAAUAACAAAAUGGGAAAUACAGUUAUGUCUGUUAUUUCCUUAAUUCCUUCUAAAGACUGCCAGAAAUAUUUGCUGGGAGAGCUUGAAGAAAUGCCAAUAGACAAAAUGGUAGAUUUAAGUGGAAGACAAUUAAGAAGGUUUCCGUUUCAGGUCUGCAACUUCACAGAACUUGUUAAACUAUACCUAAGUGAUAACAACUUGAAUUACCUACCCCCAGAGUUGGAACUACUACAGAACUUACAAAUCUUAGCCCUGGAUUUUAACAGAUUCAGGCAGUUUCCACUGGUUGUAUGUAGUCUGACACAACUGUCGAUUCUGUAUUUAGGUAACAACAGACUCCAUUGUUUACCUCUGGAAUUAAAAAUGCUAAAAAACCUGAAGACUUUGUGGAUUGAAUCUAAUGAUUUCUAUCAUUUGCCUCCAGUACUGUGUGAACUAAGUCUCCUAAAAACUCUCCAUGCUGGCUGCAAUUCAAUUUCUUCUCUUCCAGAUGAACUUAAGCAUCUCAAAGAACUUCGCAAUAUAUGGCUUUCAGGAAAUCAAUUCACCCAGUUUCCUCAAGUUUUGCUUGAAAUGAACUUUCUAGAGGUGAUUGAUGUGGAUAGAAAUAAGAUCAGAUGGUUCCCUAGCUUAGCUCAUCUAAAAGGACUGAAGCUAAUAAUAUAUGAUCACAAUCCAUGUGCAAAUGCUCCUAAAGUAGCCAAUGGAGUCAGAAGAGUUGGCAGGUGGUCAGAGGACACACCAGAACCUAAAAGGCAUAAGCAGAUAGAAGAUGAUGCAGAAAACACCAUGGAAAACAAAGACUCACCAGCCAAGGAAGAUGCAGGGGGAAAACAGACAUCACAAAUAUAAUGGAAGAGACUGCAACAUUUGCAUUACAGACUUCUUAGUGUUGUAAAUUGAACCAUUUUAAGUAAUUAUCCCUUCACUGAAUCACUUUCAGGUCGGUUAUACUGCCAGCUGCAAGGAGUUAUUAUCAGAACGGUUUUAAUGCACUCUAAGGAAAUGAAGGUAUAAUGUAAAUAUGUGAGCCUGCUUCGGUUAAUACACUACUGAACAAACUUUGAAAGUAAGAAACUGUGAAUUUUGCAAUUAAAGGUGAGUUGUAAUUAAAGGUGAGUUGUGGUAAGGCUAAACACAAUUCCAGCUAAAACAGACAAACAUGCAAAUGUCAUUACAUAAAAUUAGCCAAACUCAGAGUAAAGAAUGAUAGUGUACACACCAAUAAAUUAAAAUGCAAUAUUUCAUGCACUUUACCUAAUAAUGUUCUACAUGUUUAGUAACAUGUUUUAUAUUUUACUACUGUGUAACUGUUGUUUCACUAUACAGAACUGUUAUGUAUGUAAAUGGUAUUCACAUUUAUAACAGUUCCAUUCUUUAGGUAAAUUGACACAUGUAAUAAGAUAUAAUGAAAAUAAAAUGCUGUCAAAAUGA